Ornithorhynchus anatinus (platypus) is the source of this 2215-nucleotide messenger RNA. RefSeq names its product transmembrane protein 71 (gene TMEM71). The record is from RefSeq and is a predicted model, not a curated record. The transcript is spliced from 8 exons. Bases 460 to 1590 code for a protein of 376 amino acids. NCBI's taxonomy places the organism in Eukaryota, Metazoa, Chordata, Mammalia, Monotremata, Ornithorhynchidae.
ACACUGUUAACAUUACUAUCAUUUUAUUGAGGAGAGAAUAAGUGGUCUGACAAGCGGUCACUGGAGGGAGACUGAUUCGUGGCUGCUGGAUUCCUUGCCCAACUAAUCUUAAACUUCAGUUCGUUCUUCAGAACGCAGGCCUCUGCUGCGAGACCCAGCAGGAAACGUGACCUCAUUCUGCCUCUUGGUUCCUGAUUGCACCGACUGUUUUCAAAAGGAAACAGAGAGGUCGCAGAGCGACGGACUCGCCCGGGUCCCUGGAGCUUUUCUGUUCUAGGAAGCAGCGGGAAGAACAGAGGAUUUUCCAUCCCAGAGGAGCUUCUGUCGAUGACCAAACUGUAGGCGCGUGUGCGUCUAACCCUACUGACAGGCGGAAGACCGUGUUUAGCUUGCUUGGAAGACUUUUCACCUGUCGACAGUCCGAGGAGCUCUCCUCUGACGGUUCAACUUUCCGCAAAGAUGGACGUUUAUCGGAAUCUUCUGUCACUGGCGAAGGAAAGAAGAGACCGGAAAAUCCCUCCAGAAUUACCAUGGACUCCGGCGUUUGAGAGAGAAUCCAGCGGGCAGUUGUCACCCGACUGUGGAUUUCCGAGCUCUACCUGCGCCUUCCUGGACGGCGACCUCUCCUUCGCGUGCUGCUCCGGCGAUCUCCUAAAGGGCUCACGCCCGGCCUGCCGUCGCAGCCCCCGGCUCCUCACCAACGGCUACUACGUUCUGACCGGGGACAGCUUCCUCUCGGAUGAGGACGGCAACGUCACCCUCAGUCCCUCCCGGACCACUGUCAUCUACAAAGAAAACUCGGUGAGAAUCUUUAGAAGGAAGAAAAAACUCCGCCGCUCCCUCGCUUCACUGUUGGAUCUCAGCGAUGACGACGCUUGGCUCCACGGGGGUGUCUGUAUUGACGCGGAUUCCCCCGUAGGAGAGGCGGGCUGGGUCAGAAGGGACGACGGUCAGGAUCUUUGCCUUUUCCACGCGAGGGGAGACACUGACUCUUCUGCCGAACCCAGGCCCUGGGUUCCAGACGAGGCAGCUGAAGCCCUGGCCGAAUCUUCCGCGUCCAGCAACGCCGUACUUGGGCUUCCAAGAGGAAAGAGCUCGGCUUCGUUUCUUCCCUCUCCACCGGUUGUGCCACGGGAUCUCCAGGGACGAACUCUGGGUCCCUCAGACUCAAAUUCAUUGAGAAAUGUCUUUUACCAAGUCAUCAUGCUUACCACGUGCUUCAUCAUUUCUCUCUGCGCAAGAUGCUGGUUAGGAGGACUCUUUGCCUCUCUCCUGAUCUUCCCCCUCAUGCUAACUUUAAUUUGUUGUUCCAAGUUUGAAAAAUCGUUUCCAAGUUCUCUCGUGGGGCGCCGAGUCAACAUUUCUGGGGGUUGGUGCAACCGGAGAAGGGGAGAAGUGGGAGGAAGCCCGUGGAAGUUCGAAAUGAGAGAAGAGGAAGAGCCCGAGACAGGCCGUGAAGUCGGUCAGGGCCGGGGAGAGGGGUGGCGGUGGGAAAGCCCCAGGCCGAAAUCCCAGCCAGAAGACCCACCGGUACCACAGCGAGCUCAGUCACGAUGGAGCAACGGCCAAACAAAGGCCCGGAUCGAAUGAGCGGCCUCAAGUUGAAUCCCCAGCUCUGAUUCUGACUGAGUCCCGAGGGCAUCGGGUAAGGCCAAAAAGAGGUCAGGCGGGCUCUUGACUGGCCGCGUCCACCCAUUCCGAAUCUCCUCUGCCAACUGGGCUCUCCCCAGCCAGACGCCAUCGCUUCCAGCGGGCACAGAGGGAGGCUUGGCGAGCUUCUGAUCCGAAGACCUUCUCCCGCUGUUGUUUGCUCUAUUUCACCUGCCUCGGGCUGGGCUCCCCUGGCAGCCACAGCCGCCGUACGGACGUUUGGAAAACAAACGUAACGGCAGCCGGGGCUUUGAGCCCGGUAGCCAUUUCUCACCCGGAUUUUUAAAUACUGUCUGUCAAUCAGGGAAAGCAGGAGAGAACCGGCCAACCCAAGGACUGCCCUGGCAGAGAGGGCCAGGGCGGACACAGCGGGCCUGUGCCCUGCCCCGCCGGGAUUGAUGUUUCACUUUAGUGCCCCAGAGGGUUGUGCCAGGAGUGAGAGACAGGGAGACACAGACGGGAUAGAGAAGGAGCUUUCUUCUCCCCCGCCCUUCCAAGCCUAGUGGAGAGAGCCCAAGCCUGGGGGUCAGAGGACCUAGAUUCUAAUCCCGGCUCCCACACUUGU